Messenger RNA from Plenodomus lingam JN3, 780 nucleotides. RefSeq lists its product as uncharacterized. The record is from RefSeq and is a predicted model, not a curated record. NCBI's taxonomy places the organism in Eukaryota, Fungi, Ascomycota, Dothideomycetes, Pleosporales, Leptosphaeriaceae.
AUGACCAAGAUUUGGGGACUCGAUCUCCGCGAGAUUCAGUGGGCCAAGUUCAAAAACAGCUACAUGUGGAACAAGGACUACCAUAUGCGACGUACGAAAUUCAUCAUCUACCAACUCGCCAUGAUACCUACAGUUGUGAGCGAGAGCCUAGGCACUGCCGCUUUGAGUGACUACAACCACCAGCAAAACUACGUCUCGCGCAACCCAGGCGCCACAGUCCACAACAACAACUUCAUAGCUAUAGCCUCGUACAACAUCUUCGUCGGCAUCUAUGUCGCCACAAUCUUCGGCUCCGCUUUCUUCUUCGACCUCUUUUGGCCCGAGCGGCACCAAUCCUCCGCUGUGAAACUGGCGUGGAAGCUUUGCUCGGUGUUGGCAUGUCUAUUCACGCUGUCCUGCGCACUGGUGUAUACGUAUAUUGUUGCCACGCAGCGCGCGUAUAUUUCCGGUCCUAAUAGGGUGGAGAGCGAGCGGUUGUUGAAAGAGUAUAAUGGGAGUCCGUUGCGGUAUGCCGAUAAUGGACGGGCAGUGGCCAGCGUGGUGUUGCUGUGGGUAGGCAUGGUGUUUACAUUUGCAAGUACAUAUCUCCUCUGGCACUCGCUUGCACACAUUGAUGCCCAUGGACCCAAAUCAAGACAUGCGUGCCGGUCAAGCGAUGAUGUUGGGAGCGAGGUUGAUCAGGAGAAGCCGGUGGUUCAUGAUAGCAGUGGUUUUGAAACUACUGCAACGACGGUUACGCCGACGGGACAUCCGGAUGAGAAGCCUGCUGCGGGUGUCUAG